GGUUGAACCACCAAGAUCCGCAUGGAAGUCGUCGAGGUGCUCAGCUUUGCCACGGCCCGCGCCCCGGAGCUCGGCGAGCUGCACCGCGCAAGUGGCUUCGAGAAGCAUGGCCACGCUACGCUCCUCAAGCGCCGCAAAGACUUUCAUCUUCGGCGCCGGACCAACGCCUACAACUCGCACAAGUUUCCCGUGCGGCUGCGUAACAAGAAGCGACAGACAACGGACCCGAGUGUCCAGCGCUGCCGAAAGCAUCGGCGCCGACUGCUGCUCAAGGCCAAGACGAACUACCUCCCGACGCACCGCUGGCUCGUCAAGCGCUUCGUCAUGGAGCAUCGGUAUGGCCUCCUCGUGCCCGUGCACCGACUGGACCGAAGCAUCUCGGCGGCGCUGGACGCUCCGGCAACAAUUGCCGACGUCUCGUACACUGCAGUCAUCGAGCUCCAAGGGUCACUCGAUGCGAUUGAGGAGGCUAUCACCAUGUGCAUGGAUGGCGACCUUUUGCCCGAGGUGCUGGCCGGCGCGAUCGAAGGCAGCGUCGUGCUCUACCAUCCGUCGUGCUUUCCGCUUCAAGCCAUCGGGCCUGUCCAGCUCAUGCUUCAGCCUCAAGCAGACGACACGUCGCGGAUCUGCUGGGUGUGGGUGCACCCGAGUAUCGUGGACGAAGUGCUCCACGCGUUUCGCGAAGCCGCACCCGACGGGCUAAGCAUCCACGAUCGCCGACGCAUGCUGUCUCGGUUCGAGGUUCGGGGCAAGCACGCUGGCCGCAUCAUGCAGCAGCUCGUUGUGCCGCACGGAACGUCGACCGCCCUUUUCUGGCCCAAAGACGAAGCGACGCCUGUGAUUCAGACAUGGAGCGCCUGCGACCCGCGCGAGUUGCCGCUUCGCCAGCCGCUUGUCGCUACGAGCGCGAGCCUCGUUGCGACGCCGGCGGACGUCGACAAAUCCAAGGUGCUGUGCCCGAUCACGGGCCAAGAUAUCACCGCGCCCAUGGACCGCGCGGCGCUGGCGGCCGAGCCGUCGCUCGAAGCACUCUCGACGCUCUUUGCGUCUGUUAUGCGCUGGGCGAACGCUGGCAACCAAGACACCAAGUACGGCGACGUCUUUCCUGACAGUUCAAACGCGAAAAAGAAGCCCAAUAAGCUUGCAGUGGCCACGGAGGUUGGCGCGUCGGCGCCCGUGUCGGGCCUUUGGAGCCACGAAACUCGACUCGAGCUUCGGCGAGCGUUCGUGCCUGACCACAUUGUGAACCGCAAGCCCGCGACAGGCCGGGCUUUGGCGCCGAUGCCGCUUCUCGUUGUGCGGCAAGCCCACGGCUACGACCUCAUCACGCUGCCCGAGUACGCGCCGUGUGUGCUGAAGGCCGGCGUCUUUGCCACUGCUUCUGCGAUUGGCCUGGUCGAGCUCGAUGCGCUACGGACACGGCACGGUCUUCUAAGCUUUCCUCGGGACUACCCCGACACGCGUGCGGGUGCAGCGUAUUGGGCGUCGGUGCAUGCCUCGGAGGAGGCCAAGGUAGCGAGCCGCCCAAAAGCCAAGCGCGUUUCGUACGAGUCUCUGCAAGUCGCGUCACCUUUCCAGCCGUCGUGGUCGACGCUUUUUGAGCUCACAGACGCGUCGCCCGACUUUUGCGUACUCCGUGGCGAGGCGUACAUGGCGCCCUUCCCGUUUUACAAGCCAGCGGAUCCUGCGACGGAAGACCGCGUGUUCAUGCCCAUGGCCAUGCCGACGCUUAUCUGCGUUCAGCUGCAGAUGCCGCGGCGCGGCCGCCUCGAAGUCAAUGCGAUGAUUUGCAUGCCCACGGACGACGACGUGGCGGCAUUUGUCGCAAGCCCCAAGUGGACUGGGUUCCUGGCGCCAACGGCCAAGCAGCAGCAAAAGUCGACCAAAACCCAAGCGGGUCGCGCGUGCAUUGGCUAUGUGACGUCGGCGAUUGAAACCAAGAACAAGAGCCCGAUCCUGGGCACUGGCUUUUGCCACUGCGAAGCUCUCCAAGAUGUGUUUUUGCCGCGCGUCGCCAACGCGCCACUGGGUCUCGUCCUUGUGCGAAGCCCGACGUCGCUGCAGUAUCGACCGGCACUGCUCUCCGUCGCUGCGUAAACCGCUGUCUCGAUGGCUUCGUCGGUAUCAAAGUUUAUCAUGAAUACCACAAAAUACAUUUGUCACCAUGUGGGAUCUCAAGCCGCCACAUCAGACGAGC
Messenger RNA from Saprolegnia diclina VS20, 2197 nucleotides. RefSeq lists its product as hypothetical. Gene Ontology annotation, cellular component: ribonuclease MRP complex; nucleolar ribonuclease P complex. Lineage: Eukaryota; Oomycota; Saprolegniomycetes; Saprolegniales; Saprolegniaceae. The record is from RefSeq and is a predicted model, not a curated record. Bases 22 to 2097 code for a protein of 691 amino acids. Gene Ontology annotation, biological process: tRNA 5'-leader removal. The transcript has 7 exons.